AUAUCUGUUUGCCGUUUUUUCUUAAAAUCAAGUAGUAUUGUUUUUGUGUUAUAUAUUUCACUUUCUAAGUACACAUACAAAAACAUUACAUAUUUAUUAUAAUUUUACAUUUUAAUUAUGAUUAAAAUGUGCAAAUAUCUUAUUUUACGCUAUGUUUUUUGUUUAUAAUCAAUAUGACUAUAUUAUGAUAAUUUACUUGAAAAUAGAUAAAAAAAUAUUUUCAAUUUCUAAUCAUAAAAAAAAAAAUAAAAAAUAAAAAUACAACUUUAAAUAACGUGAAAAAUAUUUUGAGAAAUCUAUAGAUGUUUGAGAACCACUGAGAAUGCACGAGGAUCGCUGUAUUUCAUCAUUCACCAAUUUUUAUGAAAUUAAGAACUAUGGCAUCAUUUGUGGUACCGGUUGCAACGAGAUUUACUCGUGUCACGAUUGAUAGUUUGCACAAUAUAAAUAAAAAUAUUUUACUUAGGUUAAUUCAACCAUCACAUGUUUCUUGGCAAAGACAAGAGUAUAGUACAAUUACAGAAGAACAGAAGUCAGAAAGUGGAGAACCAGUAUUGGAACUUACAGAAAAUGAAAGGAAAUUAAAAGCAGAUAUUGAACUUAUUAAUAAGGAAUUAAUGGAUCUUAAAAAUCAUAAAAAUGAAUUAGAAGACAAAUAUAAAAGAGCACUUGCCGAUGGAGAAAAUCUUAGAGUUAGAUUAAACAAACAAAUUCUAGAUGCAAAAAUGUUUGGUAUUCAAGGUUUUUGUAAGGAUCUCUUAGAAGUAGCAGACAUUUUAGGCAAAGCUACAGAAAGUGUACCUAAAAAUGAACUCACAGAAAAAAAUCCACAUUUAAAAACAUUAUAUGAAGGUUUAAAAAUGACAGAAGCACAGUUACAUAAAGUAUUUAAAAAACAUGGUUUAGUUUCGCUAAAUCCUCUGAAUGAAAAGUUUGAUCCUAAUCAACAUGAAGCAUUAUUUCAACAGGAAGUUGAAGGUAAAGAACCAGGAACAAUUGUAGUUGUAUCUAAAUUGGGUUAUAAAUUACAUGAACGAGUAGUAAGACCAGCAUUGGUUGGUGUUGCAAAAGGAUAAUUCAUGGUUAUGUUAAUUAAAAUGGGAUUAAAUGCAAUCUCAUAAAAGGUACCCGUGAAUGAAAUAUUGGCAAAUAUAUAUUGUAAUUAAAAUUGAAAUGUAAUACAUCAAAGUAUGAAUGUCAUACAAUUGAUAGAAAAAAAAAAGAACAAAUUUUAUGAAAAAUAAAUUUAUUCUUAUUAGGUUUAAAAAUAUAUAUAAUAUACAUACAAAUUUUUAUGUUUCUUUAAUUAACAUAAAUAGAUUUAUAUGUAAUGAAACAAA
Messenger RNA from Apis cerana (Asiatic honeybee), 1340 nucleotides. It is a transcript of the gene Roe1, whose product is annotated as grpE protein homolog, mitochondrial Roe1. Gene Ontology annotation, molecular function: adenyl-nucleotide exchange factor activity; protein-folding chaperone binding; protein homodimerization activity. The record is from RefSeq and is a predicted model, not a curated record. Gene Ontology annotation, biological process: protein import into mitochondrial matrix; protein folding. NCBI's taxonomy places the organism in Eukaryota, Metazoa, Arthropoda, Insecta, Hymenoptera, Apidae. Gene Ontology annotation, cellular component: PAM complex, Tim23 associated import motor.